Messenger RNA from Annulohypoxylon truncatum, 2147 nucleotides. Its product is annotated as mannose-6-phosphate isomerase. Gene Ontology annotation, biological process: carbohydrate metabolic process; GDP-mannose biosynthetic process. Gene Ontology annotation, molecular function: mannose-6-phosphate isomerase activity; zinc ion binding. The record is from RefSeq and is a predicted model, not a curated record. The coding region runs from base 238 to 1605 and encodes 455 amino acids. Gene Ontology annotation, cellular component: cytosol. The transcript has 4 exons. NCBI's taxonomy places the organism in Eukaryota, Fungi, Ascomycota, Sordariomycetes, Xylariales, Hypoxylaceae.
GUAAGAUUUGAUUUGCUCACCUCUUUAAUUCGAUGCUUUCAUAUGUCCACGACGAAACUACAACACGAUAGAGAGUACGUACAAGUAGAGUAAAUUUGUAUUUCUCCUAAAUUCGGUAUCUACUACCUAUACCUAUAUUUGUGGAGUUAAUACCAUACGGAGUCAUAUCCCAAACACGACCACGACUCAAUCGAAGAAUUCUACAUACCGAGCGCAGCUUUCGAAACUUCAUCAAGAAUGGUGUUGCCCGUCCCUUUGAUAAGACUCCAAUGUGGAGUGAACUCCUAUGACUGGGGCAAGAUUGGAUCUGAUUCUGCUGCAGCAAAGUUUGCCGCAGCAACGCCCUCAGAUACUUUGAGCAUCCAGUCAGACAAGCCAUACGCCGAGUUAUGGAUGGGCACGCAUCCUUCGAAUCCGUCCAAAGACCUCCAGUCUGGCCGGACCCUACUUGACUUGGUUGAGGAGAAUCAGAUGCUUCUAGCACCGUCAGUGAGGGCGAGAUAUGGCACCAAGCUACCCUUCCUCUUCAAGGUGCUUUCCAUAAACAAAGCCCUCUCCAUUCAAGCCCAUCCCAACAAGAAGCUUGCCGAGCAAUUGCAUGCCAGAGAUCCAAGAAACUACCCCGACGACAACCACAAACCCGAGAUGGCCAUUGCCAUAACUGAUUUCGAAGGUCUAUGUGGAUUCCGCCCGCUCGCCGAAAUUGCUCAUUUUCUAUCAUCGGUGCCCGCUCUGCGACAAUUAGUGGGUGAAGAUGCUGCAAAAGCUUUCAUCGCCACGGUUCGAGGCCAGGAGAGUGAUGAUUCAUCUGAAUCCAAAACGCAAAAUAAGAGAGCGCUACAGUCUGCCUUUGCCGCUCUCAUGAACUCUUCCCAGGAAGACGUGGCCUCGGCUUCUAAAGCGCUAGUUUCAGACGCCGAGAGUAAAGGAGCCGAAUUCGCGGAUGGUGGAGUUGAGUCGACUAGCGGAGCUGUCCUAUCUGAGUUAGUGGCUCGGUUGAACAAGCAAUUCCCUGAUGACAUUGGCCUCUUCGUCCUAUUCUUCCUUAACUUCGUCAAGCUUUCUCCCGGUGAAGCUCUCUUCCUUAAGGCAGAUGACAUCCACGCCUACGUAUCGGGAGAUAUCAUUGAGUGUAUGGCAGCAAGUGACAAUGUCGUUCGAGCAGGAUUUACGCCAAAGUUCAAGGAUGUCCAGACCUUAGUUGAUCUGCUCACUUACAACUAUGCCCCUAUCGAGGAGCAGAAGAUGGAGCCGACUGAGUACCCAUACGUCGUGCUCAACCGUACCGCUUACAGCUCUGGCUCGGAUGCAACUCUGUAUGAUCCGCCGAUCGACGAGUUCAGUGUCAUCAGAACGGUCCUCAACGGUGAUAAAUCGAAAGCUACUUUCGACCCUCUCGAUGGACCAAGCAUCGUCAUCUGUACCGGGGGCAAGGGUAAGAUCACGGUUGGGCCUAAGACGGAGGAAAUCAAGGAAGGAUAUGUCUUCUUUGUUGGCGCCACCGCGGAGUUGGUACUAGAAUCUGAAGGUGGUCCGGAUGAUUCGUUUACGACCUUCAAGGCGUUCUGCGAGGUUGAAGAUCACAGUAACGGCGCGUCGCUAUAACCAAAGCUACGCAAGAGAAUGUCGGUCGAGCCAGGGAUUGCGUCUGGGAAUAUCCUUAUGAGGUUUGCUUCAAACAAAAAGGAGGUGCAAAUCUUAUUGUACUUAAUGGCGAAGUAUUAUGGACGGCCACGACUGAUUUGAGCCUACUGGGCCUGGAAAAAUUACACUUAAUUCUCCUUACCCUAGAUGCUUUGCGUCAUCGAGAUAUCCUAAAAAUACCUGGGUCCUUCAGCUCUAGCUACGUCCUAGACAAGAUUAGAAACCUGACUGUUUACAUUACGAACUGGUGUCCCUUUUAGAAAUGAUUGCGAUGAUUGCUUGAUAGGAGAUUGAUCGAAAUGGCCUAAGCGUUUAUUCUCCGUGCUUACCCGCUUAUCAGCCUUUUUACAGGUACCUGUCUACCCGUCAGGGGAAACCGGCCGUCUAACCUUAUUGGGCACCCAGCGCGUUUCCUAGCGUGAUACUGUAGCGCGUGUGAGCCCUUACAUGUAGCAGCUUUAGGUGCUGCGGUCACUGUAAUGGUUUUUGUACCCGCCUGGGAG